Messenger RNA from Frankliniella occidentalis (western flower thrips), 1658 nucleotides. RefSeq lists its product as uncharacterized. NCBI's taxonomy places the organism in Eukaryota, Metazoa, Arthropoda, Insecta, Thysanoptera, Thripidae. The record is from RefSeq and is a predicted model, not a curated record. Bases 319 to 1416 code for a protein of 365 amino acids. The transcript has 5 exons.
CUGCCCGACCUGCCCCUGCUGCGGGUGCUCUCCUACCUGCCCGACGAGGCCCUGUUCGCGGUGGGCCGCACCUGCCUGCGCCUGGCCGCGCUCACCAGGACUCAGCCGUGGCGGGACCAGGAACAGCUCACGCUCAACACGGAGGAAGUGUGGGACCUGCUGAGGGUGGCCCCUCCUCCAGAGGUGGUGUGGAUUGACGAGGUUGAUAAGACCUCGAAGAAAACACAGUUUCUCUUUGGGGUUGCCGGCGCCAUCGUUAUUGGCUGUCUCGACAGUGACAGCCGCAUUCACACCUUUUGCCCACCUCGAGUGCUGAUCAUGGAAUUGAUUAGCGUUACCUCCGAAGAUGCCUUAAUCCGGGAGGUAGCCAAGACGACGAAAAGUGUUGAAUUCUUUAUUGGAGGUCUGGACGUUAUUUUCCGUUCACUGAAAGAUGCGAGCUGGGGCCAGCUGGAGCAUCUUACCUUGAGUGGGGUAAACCUGCACGAACAGCUGACUCUGCUGUGGCCGCAGGACUUGGUGCUGCCGAGGCUGCGCACCGUGACUCUACUACCAGGCGACGGCCCAGACCCAGACUUGCCCUAUUCUGAGGGUCGCCUUGAAAGCCUCCGCUCCCUACUGCGAGCACACAGUGAACAGCUGGAGUGUGUGAGGAUAAAGUCGUAUGUAGAGCUUCUCGCACAUCUGGCGGACGCAUUGCCCAGCGGCCUCCGUAGGCUGGAGUUCGAAGAGUUUACAGUACCGAGCGAUGCCGCGGCACUUCGACGGACCCACGGUUUGAAGGAGCUUAAGAUCGACAUUUGGUUGGAAGAUGAACUUUACGAACAGGCCUGUAUUGAGCUGGAACACUUCUUUCGUGCCCCGGGCCAGCUGGAACGCCUCGAGCUGCUUCGCUAUCAUCUGCCGUCAAUUAACCUGGGGGCGGGCGGGCUGAAAAGCCUCCAGUGUCUCGUUCUGGGGGGCUGCUACUACGACUCACUGCUCGAGGAGCUGGCGGGCCUUCCCCGCCUGCGCUCGCUCAUUAUAUUCUGCCCGCAUCCCCGGCCUUUACCCGAAGUGUUCCGAGAGAUCACACCCGCCGUCAUCCCCGCCCUCGAGGUGGUCGUCGUCUCUGACAACGAGGAACCCUGCAACAGAUCUCCCUGUGUGUGCCCCGACUUUUAUAGUAACGGAACAGCAUGCACGCGAGUCCCUCGGCUGAUCUCGGAGCUGCAGGGCCUGGUGCGACGUGCCCCCGCCCGGCUACACGCCAUUUAUAAGUACGAAACGAUGUUCUUCAGGCACCCCGUGUCAGAGACGGCGGGCUGCCCGCUGUGCCGCGAGGCCUCGGUCGAGGCAGUUGCUGCCUUGCACGAUCAUUACAUGGGACGUACGCACAUUAAACUGGACGGUUCAGUUCAAUGUGUAAAGGUGUAACAAAGCAAUGUAUAACACCAACUCCAACCAAGCAAAUGUACUGUUCCCUGUCUUCGCUACCAGUGGAACCGAUUCUGGUCACUCCAACGGCAUUCUUUUUGCAAUGCCGAAUAUGUAAAGCCCCUUUUUAUUAUUUUUUGUCGGGGAACUGUGCCUGUCCCACGUCCCACCCCGUUCCAGCGACGUAUCUGUUGGCCCUCCCUCAAUGUCCCUUAGACACUCCGCUGUUAUCCGUGUUCUUA